Messenger RNA from Fusarium redolens, 2422 nucleotides. RefSeq names its product nucleotide-diphospho-sugar transferase. The record is from RefSeq and is a predicted model, not a curated record. The transcript is spliced from 4 exons. Bases 348 to 1937 code for a protein of 529 amino acids. Lineage: Eukaryota; Fungi; Ascomycota; Sordariomycetes; Hypocreales; Nectriaceae.
CAUUGUAUAUUAUUCCGGUGCCUCGAGUCUUGCAACGGUGCGACUGUGUCUCUCGUGCAUAGUGUGAUUGCUUUGGUACUUCCAGCGUCUCUGAUUCACUUUCACCACAACACAAUCAUCUUGGACGGUCAACCACUAUCAAUUCCAGAUUACGAGACACAAAGUCUUUUUUUGAAAUCACUUAUAAGCCCCUCCUCGUCCUCACUCUUUCGAACAUCUAUCCUCGUUGCGUGGUAUCCAUCAACAGCCGUGUAUCACAAGAACAUUUCUUCGCAUCGCGGGAUCAAUAGCACCUCCUCCCACCUACCCACCAACCUCAUUGGAUCUCGACACUUGACAGCUUCAGCAUGUCUGAAUCUGAGACUCAAAGUAUUGGGCGCAGCCAUCUUCCUGGCUUCGCUGGGUUAUUAACACAGCCAAUGCCUUCUUUUAACUUUUGGUAUUCAAGUACCUUUUGGCUGUACCUUUUUGUAGGCCUUUGGGUACAUCGCUAUCUCCGUCUUCUAGUUCAUUGCGUCAGCCAUUGGACUUAUAAGUCGAAGCCUAUCCCCAGCAAACCGACGUUUACGAGUAAGGAUGUGACUGUGGUCAUCCCGACCAUUCACAAUGCUUUCGAGGAGCUGCGUCCUUCUCUUGAGAGCAUUCUGGUUUGUGAGCCUGCCGAGCUGAUUCUGGUCACAACGCAUGAUAAGCGAAAAGACCUCCAGCGCCUGGCAGACUCCCUGGUUUUCCCCAAAGUCCGUGUUUUGGAUACUCCUAUUGCCAACAAGCGCCUGCAGGUGUGCGAGGCGCUCCCCAAGGUCGAGACUCCCAUCACUAUCAUGGCGGAUGAUGAUGUGACCUGGCCCUCGACUCUUAUGCCCUGGAUCCUCGCUCCAUUUGAAGACCCUCAAAUCGGCGGUGUAGGAACUUGUCAACGAGUUCGACGGGAGCAUGAUGGUUCUUGGUCAACCAAGGCCUGGAACUGGUUGGGUGCAGCUUACAUUGAGCGUCGAAACUUUGAGAUUUCAGCCACCCACAAUAUCGACGGUGGCACCUCAUGCAUGUCUGGUCGUACCGGCGCCUACCGCUCCGAAAUUCUCUCUAGUCAUGACUUUCUCCACGGCUUCAAGAACGAGAAGUGGAGAAAGUGGAUUUUGAAUGCUGACGACGACAACUUUGUGACUCGUUGGCUGGUAAGCCACCAGUGGAAGACAUGGAUCCAGUACGAUAAGGAGUGUGAAAUCGAGACAACGUUGGAGAACAGCACCAAGUUUUUGUACCAAUGUUCUCGUUGGGCACGAAGCAAUUGGCGAAGCAACUGGACCAGCAUGGUCACUGAACGCUACAUUUGGACGCAGCAGUUAUGGUGCACAUAUGCCCUUCACUUCGCAACUUUUACUUCGCUGGCCUUUGUCGUUGAUCCGCUUCUCCUAGCUUCAUGCUGGUGGGGAACUGCGGACUGGGAUAUCCAGAAUCGCCGAUGCGCUUUCUGGACUCAGUUUAUCUUCAUGUUUGCAUUCACGAAAGUAGUCAAGCUGAUGGGUCUGUUCAUUCGAAACCCCAGCGAUAUCAUGUUCUUGCCCGUUUCGGUCAUAUUUGGAUAUUUCCACGGAUUGAUCAAGCUAUACGCCCUGAUCACCUUGAAUAUGACUUCAUGGGGUAGCCGAGCUGAUGGAGAUGCCAACGAUGAGCAGCGACUUGCCCCCGCUCCGCAGCCUUCGAUCGUUUUGAAGACUCCUCCUGGAAAGGGAUCGCUUAUUCGAUAUAACGCUCGUCAAAAGGGACGGCAACCGCAGGCACAGCAAGUCGCGUGGGAAAAGAGCGACUACGCCGCCUACGAUUCAAGCACCUCGUAUGUGCCCAUACGAGUGCAUACACCAAUGGCAAUAACGCCAAACAACACCAAGCUGCACGCGAACGAAACUUCGAUCAGUUCACAGUGUUGGGUAAUUUGACCUGGCGAUGAAACGAUUUGAUGAGGCCAUGAGUAACGUUUUCAUUUUCAUGUGGGAAGUUAAUUGUCCAUGACCAAAGGUCAAAUGGAACGACGAAAAUCUUCCUACCUUUCCUCUUCUACUACUUCUUGCACACCACACCACAGCCACCACCAAAAAAAAGGACGGAUUGGGGACACAGAUGGGAGGCCUUGUAAGAGGCCGGUUGGGCAAAAGUUCUUGCUUCUUUGAGGGAUGAUAAUUAUGCUUUUCCAGUCGACGGCCGCUGACGAGGUUGAGAGUGUCACCUUCUUGGAAUGAGAUAUUUCCAAAGUAGAUGAAAGACACGUGGUAACCUGAACAGCGAGCUUUGCUGGGCCAAACAAUAUUGGUGGGAAAGCAGUCAAGGCUAUCAUGACUACUAGCUUCUUGACUUGCUGACGAAACCCGAGCAAGAGUCAUCUUCCCUCGUUUUGUAACAAUUUGGGAUCAUUUGGGACUACGGA